GUGGAUAUACAUACUUAAAAGGAGCGGGAUAUCAACAGCACAUCUACCUAAUUCUUGAAUUUUACGAAAUCUAAAGGGUAAUGCUGACUCAUAUUUCUAGGUAUUAGCUACCUAAGUGUUAAUAGAUGAAAUAUCCUUCUCAAUUUGUAUUACCUUAGGUAGGUACUUGUGGCUGCCUGUUGGUGCUCGCGUAUGACUGAGCAGGUAAAGCGUAACUCGGCGUUAGUGUCGAUCAUCUGUUCACUGAUGACAAACCUGAUUUGAACCGUUGGAUCAUAGCCUACCUAGGUACACCUUCAUUAAAUAGCUGCCUAGGACAUUGGCAUCUCUUUUUCCUAUGUAGAUUUAUGUAGAUUUCGAUAAAUACGACUUUCAGUCGAGCCCAACAUGGCAUCUCAGAGUACGAGUAAGGCCGACGGUCGUAUCGGUGAGUCUAGGUUCUUCCGUUGCCACACAAAGGAUCCCAUCAUACGCAUCAACACGAUCGCCUCCGUCGUCUACCUCUUGUUUACCACGAGGAGUCCUUCCCCGCCAAAAGAGAAGAAAGACAAGCCGACCAAGCGAUUGGUGAACGGACAGUGGACAGGCUAUGCGUACCGGACCCCUACGACUGUUUAUAAACUGUACCGCGAUUCACCUCUUAUCGACGAAUUUAAAAGCCUGGCGAACGAAGAUGACCAAAAAGAGUUCAUCAAGAAGCACGGUAUCGCCCAGCCUCGUCGCUAAUAACGUGUUUCUUUAUAACCAAAUAGUAGUACAUCGGAAAUGGGAGCGGAUCGUUCACGGGGACGGGAGUAUUCGAUUUAUGGCUUUCGUCCGGGGGGGCUCGAUAUUCGGUCGCUCGGGGGUGUAGCAUUGGUAUCGUUUCUUAUUUAACAGUGAGGAUGAGAAAAGAUAUUAGGUACUAGGGGAUAACUAUGUGAUGUAGAAUCUGAGACGGUAUCUUUACAGGCAAAAGCAGAUUUAAUUGUAAAUGAUGCGUGCCCGGACC
This is a messenger RNA of Hypoxylon trugodes, 991 nucleotides long. RefSeq lists its product as uncharacterized. Lineage: Eukaryota; Fungi; Ascomycota; Sordariomycetes; Xylariales; Hypoxylaceae. Bases 388 to 726 code for a protein of 112 amino acids. The transcript is spliced from 3 exons. The record is from RefSeq and is a predicted model, not a curated record.